Molecule: messenger RNA, 1514 nt
Organism: Cervus elaphus (red deer)
Lineage: Eukaryota; Metazoa; Chordata; Mammalia; Artiodactyla; Cervidae
Gene: SH2D4B
Product: SH2 domain containing 4B
Exons: 8
Coding region: 143-1438 (431 amino acids)
Cellular component (GO): cytoplasm
Source: RefSeq, a predicted model, not a curated record
AUGAGUUCGUCAUUGGCUGGGAGCUGUGGCAGAGUGACAAUGCUGUCCGGAGAAGGGGCUCUGGGAGUGGCUGUGGCGUGAGGAGCCCAGGGUGAGGACUCGCCUGGGGUGUCCUGCUGGUGUGCGCAUCCCGGGUGGCGCCAUGCUUCAGCAGAUUCUGCAUGACAUGUACAUCGACCCUGAGCUCCUCGCUGAGCUCAGCGAUGUGCAGAAGCACAUCCUCUUCUACAAAAUGCGCGAGGAGCAGCUGAGACGCUGGAGGGAGCGUGAGGCUUGGGAGGCCCUGGCCCAGGUCGAGGGCCUCAGGCCCCCCAAGGUCAAGCGAGCGAGUGACAAGCACAUCCAGUGGCUGCUGGGGGCAGAUGGCGAGGUCUGGGUCUGGAUCAUGGGAGAAGGUCCCGGCGACAAGCCCUAUGAAGAGAUCUCUGAGGAGCUGAUUGCAGAGAGAGCGCGGCUGCAGGCGCAGCGGGAAGCUGAGGAACUCUGGAGACAGAAGGAGGCAGAGAUCACCAAAAAGUUCCGGGAUGCUCUGGCCAAUGAGAAAGCCCGGAUCCUGGCAGAGAAGUGGAAGGUGGAGAUGGAGGACCGCAAAGCUGCCAAAGUCCUGGAGGAGCGCAUCCAUGAGGAAUUCAAGAGGAAAGAGGAAGAGGAGAGGAAGCGAGGAGAAGAGCAGAUUCGCCUCCAGGAAGAGCAGAGGGCGAAGGAACUCUACUGGACCCUGAAGCAGGCCCAGCUGCAAAGCCACCCCAGCGAGAAGGAGGAACGUGAGUGGGAAGAACAGUUGCGCCGAUCCAAGGCGGCUGACGAGGAGAGGAGCCGCCGAGCCCAGCGCGCCCGGGCCGAGUACCAGCGUCACUCGCUCCGCGCGAUCCAGAAGGGCACCGUUGCCGGACUCAGCUCCAGGUUCCGAGAGCUCGGCCAGAGCCACGAGCAGGAGGCGAGACUCGACCACCGCCUCCCAGGCCCGGGGCCGCUCUCACCCCUGGCCGUGCCUGGCAAGACCUGGGAGCGGCCCCUGCGCCCCGUCUCCAGAGAAGUCAUAGUCCGCUGGUUCAAGGAGGAGCAGCUGCCUCGCCGAGCGGGCUUCGAGAGGAACACCAAAGCCAUCGCCCCCUGGUUCCACGGAAUUAUCAGCCGAGAAGAUGCCGAAGAUCUCCUUGAGAGUAUGACCGAGGGUGCAUUUCUGGUCCGGGUCAGUGAGAAAAUCUGGGGUUAUACCCUCUCCUACCGCCUGCAGAAGGGGUUCAAGCAUUUUCUUGUGGAUGCCUCUGGGGAUUUUUACAGCUUCCUGGGAGUGGACCCCAAUCGCCAUGCGACACUCACGGAUCUCAUUGAUUUCCACAAGGAGGAAAUUAUCACUGUUUCAGGGGGAGAGUUGCUGCAGGAACCCUGUGGACAGAGGGACAGCCCACCAGACUACCAUCUGUUGUUUGAAUGAUUUUUUUCCCCCUUCUCAAUUGAACUUCAUUGGGCACCCUAUUUUUGAACUCAAGAACUUCCCAGCUCAAAUCCUU